This is a messenger RNA of Bemisia tabaci, 870 nucleotides long. The record is from RefSeq and is a predicted model, not a curated record. Lineage: Eukaryota; Metazoa; Arthropoda; Insecta; Hemiptera; Aleyrodidae.
UGCUCAGCUCUUUGCUUUCGUUUAUGACUUCUUGUAUCAGAUUGUUUUUGAUAAGCUUGAGCUCUUGUUUCUGUUGAUUCGUUCUACUCGUGCAAGCUAGAAGUAUGAUAGUAGCUUUGGUAUGCUCUACCGUGUUGAUCCUUGUAUCUAUUGAGGCCUCGCCAGCUCCAACCAAGAGUUUUGACGAAUUGCUAGAUGCACUCAUUGGCUUAGAAAGCAAUAGGAAGAACCUAAUAAAUACUGUGAUUAAAGCAGCUGAGAACAAAAACAUUAAUGUUACGGACAAAUUCCUGGAUACAAUUAGGGAGACAGAUGAAGUGCUUAUGAGCAUUCGAUACUAUUUUGAUGCUGGUAAGGUCAUGUUUGACGUCAGAAAAGGAGUAGCAAAAAUGCCAGCAGAUUUUCGUGAGAGAACAUCGAUCCUCAAAGUCGAGGAUUACUUACACAAUCAAAUGCUUAAGCUGUCUGCAAACCUCAAAACGUUAGAGGCACAAAUGCAAGACCUUGCGACCAAUGAUGUUGGCAUACUGAGGCCGUUAAUCAACGUGCUAAAUGAGGGUGAUCAGGCUCUUGUUCCGAUCAUAAAACAGUUCAUGGAGGACCUAGCGAAGACGGCUACGCAAAUGCAAGGUGGCAAGCCAUGAUACUAAACGAUCCUCAACGAAUUUCUGAAUCAUAGAUUUUUAUUUACUAAGGUUUGCGUUCCUCUAUUAUCAGUAUUAUUGACAAUAUGGGCACAAUUUCAUCCUAUAAUGGACCACUAGACAAGGUACGAAUUUAAGCGAUCUGAUACAUGUUUCCUAACCAGAAUUUCACGUGAAAAACGAUUCACACAACGAAAAUUACGGAAACCAACUCCUAACGAAGAUA